AUGAAUACAGAACCGGAUUUUCAUCUAGAACCGCUUCGUCGUGCUGGCCAUGCUGGCCAUGUCAAGAGAUGCCUAACCGGCCUUCCAAGCUCUCAAGUCGACCUCGAUGGUGCGAGAAUGGCGCUGGCUUUCUAUUGCAUUGGUUCCUUGGACCUUCUAGGCGUUGUUAUGGAUAAGAUAACCCAAGCCGACCGCGAUUCAUGGCGAUCAUGGAUAUGGGAGCAGCAAACUCAUGGCCAAUAUGGAACAGGAUUCCGGCCAAGUCCUUUUAUGACUUCCGGAGCCAUUCUUGACCAGACGCAAGGGUACACGGAAUACGAUACACCACAUCUUGUUACGACAUACACCGCCCUAUUGUCGCUCUCGAUCUUGAGAGACGAUUUCUCAGCCCUGGAUCGACAAGGCCUCCUACGAUUCUUGAAAGUGUGUCAAACGGAAGACGGGAGUUUCACAACCAUUCCCAACAGCGGAGAUACCGACCUGCGGACGUUGUACUGUGCCUUUGCUAUCAGUAACAUGUUGAACGACUGGUCUGGCAUUGACGUCGAAAGAGCUUUGUCGUUCAUAGCCGCGUGUAGGACAUAUGAGGGAGGGUACGGCCAGUAUCCUCACUGCGAAGCCUCUGGAGGACCCACAUACAUUGCGAUAGCGACGAUGUAUCUUGCGCCGUCCCGAUACAGGCGUUUAACGCAGGGUGAGAGGGAGAAGUCUGUCCAGUGGUUAAUCAACAACCAAGCGGAUUCCGGAGGGUUCAGAGGUAGAACCAAUAAGGAAGCUGAUGCGUGUUAUUGCUUCUGGUGCGGUGCUGCACUGAAGAUCCUCGGUGCAGGAGACCUCGUAGACUCUUCUUCACUCGCUAGAUUCAUUUCUGAAUGCCAAUUCAAAUAUGGUGGUAUAGCGAAGGCUCCCGGUGAACAUCCCGACCCUUACCACACAUACCUUUCUCUUGCCGCAUUGUCGAUGUAUCCGCCGCCCAUAGAUCAGAACUCUCCAACGAAAGCGUCAUGGGACUUUGAGCCGCUCGAUCCUUUGCUCAACGCCCGAGAAGGGACAGUCAAAUGGCUACGGGAGCACAUCCCUGACUCUCAUGGUCGGCUAAACUAG
Molecule: messenger RNA, 1104 nt
Organism: Marasmius oreades (fairy-ring Marasmius)
Lineage: Eukaryota; Fungi; Basidiomycota; Agaricomycetes; Agaricales; Marasmiaceae
Exons: 9
Coding region: 1-1104 (367 amino acids)
Biological process (GO): protein geranylgeranylation
Cellular component (GO): CAAX-protein geranylgeranyltransferase complex
Molecular function (GO): CAAX-protein geranylgeranyltransferase activity
Source: RefSeq, a predicted model, not a curated record